Messenger RNA from Moneuplotes crassus, 922 nucleotides. Lineage: Eukaryota; Ciliophora; Spirotrichea; Euplotida; Euplotidae. The record is from the annotation of a GenBank genome assembly.
UUUAAAUGGAGAAAGUGCUUCGUAAACUCGAUCAAACAAAGUUAGAUUCAGCUGAGGAUGUUAUCCCUCAAUUUAACAUAGUCCAGUCUUGACUAGCUGACAUAUUUAAGAGCUCUAUAAAUCCUUGAGACUUGCUUAUGACACUUCAUAAUCAGCUGAAGGGGACUAGACAGUUCUGGGCUCCAGAGCUGAUUCACAAGGAGACAGAAGUAAUCAAUGAAAUACCUUCAGGAAACACCCAGAAGGAAGAGUCAAAAUCAAACGAACAGUCUUAUGAGUCAGAGAUGCAACUAAGAUCUCAAAGUAGAGAUGGGAGAACCAAGGCUGGUAAACCGAUAAAAGAGAGAAAGAGAAGGAAUGCAGAAGUUAAUUGCACUAAGCAGCUUCUACACAUCCUUAAGUUGAUUGACAAUAACGUUUUUACUGGACUUAAAGCCAGGUCAAAGAGCCCAGAUUGUAGAACUAAGUCUCAUAACCAAGACAGAGGAUCUAAGUAUAUUGGAGUCUCCAAAAAUGGCAACAACUGGCAAGUCUUGAUCACUAUGAACAAGCAUAAGACAUAUCUAGGAACAUUCACAAAAAUUCAAGCUGCUUUGGUGUAUGACUUUCAUAGUAUCGCAUUCAAUGGGGCAAAAGCAAAGGUCAACUUUACCUACACAGCUGAUUGUGUGAGAGAUAUGAUCAAUAGCUACUUUAGCAAUGGGAAUAAGUUCAACCCACAGCAAUUUGAAGACAGAGUCCAGGAUCAAGUUGACGAUGAAGAUUCAAAUUAGCUUUAAAAAUUCCUUAAAGAUCCCCUUUUCUAUGCUCUUCUCCCUAGUUAACAACCUGUUUAAAACUUUUCGGGGUCAUAACUACCUCCCAAAUUUUCCAAAACUCGGUUUAAAUCCCCACUUUUUAGCUUGGGCUUUUCUUGUGGUAC